AUGCUUUCUGGAUUUGAGAAACAUGUCUUAAUCACGGGAUGUGCAGGGUUUAUUGGAUCCCACUGUCUCGAGUACUUUAUUGAUAAAUAUCCUCAUUAUCAUUUUACUGGCAUCGAUAAAUUAAAUUAUGCAUCCAGUUAUAGCACCAAGUAUCUUACUAACAUAUUAAAUAAUAAAAACUUCACAUUCAUAGAGAAGGACCUUUCAGAAGAAUUUGACUUUUUAUUUAACUUGAUAGUUAACAGUGCACAAAUUGACACUAUUAUUCAUAUUGCUGCCGAGUCAUGUGUUGAUAGAUCAUUCACUCAGCCUUUAUAUUUCACAAGAAAUAAUGUACUAAGUAGUCAAAACUUACUUGAAUGUGUCAGGUUAGCAAAAUCCCAGAACCAGAAUCUUCCCAUCCAAUUCAUUCACGUUUCGACAGACGAAGUCUAUGGUGAGCAAAGGAUAAAUGAGUCAGUGGAUGAAAAAGCGUCUCUAAAUCCUACGAAUCCAUAUGCCGCUUCAAAAGCUGCAGUAGACAUAAUAGCGCAAGCCUACAAACACUCCUAUAAUAUACCUUUAAAAAUAGUCAGGUCUAAUAAUGUUUAUGGGCCACGUCAGUAUCCUGAAAAGAUUAUUCCCAUGGCAAUGCAGUCGUUGUGCGAUAGACGAAAGAUAAGGAUUCACGGUAAUGGAUCUAAUAAACGAAAUUAUUUACAUGUCAGUGACUUUGUUAGGGGAUUAGAUCUUAUUUGGCAUUCAGAAUCAAUCGGGGAAGUAUUCAAUCUUGGCAACGAAGAAGAAAUAGACAACUUAUCUCUUGUGAAGUUGAUCUGUGAAAUUUAUUUUGAUGACAAAACAAUAGACUAUAAAAAAUUCAUCACAUUUGUAAAAGAUAGAGAAUUCAAUGAUGCAAGGUAUUCGCUUAAUUUAAAUAAACUUAAAAUGCUAGGAUGGAAACCUGAAAUUGAUUUAAAAGGAGGAAUUGAAGAAUUGGUGAAAGAAUAUAGAUAG
This is a messenger RNA of Priceomyces carsonii, 996 nucleotides long. RefSeq names its product Gal102p (gene GAL102). The coding region runs from base 1 to 996 and encodes 331 amino acids. The transcript has a single exon. Gene Ontology annotation, molecular function: dTDP-glucose 4,6-dehydratase activity. NCBI's taxonomy places the organism in Eukaryota, Fungi, Ascomycota, Pichiomycetes, Serinales, Debaryomycetaceae. The record is from RefSeq and is a predicted model, not a curated record.